AUGAAUAAUUCUGAGGUGCCUCAAACUAGGCCGCCUGUUCCUGAAGACAUGGAUUUCACAAAUGUUUCCUCCAAAAUCCCCAUCACUGAGUGUCUGGAGAAGUCAUCCAAUUCUUGCCACAAAUUCUCUGCUCCUUCGUAUGAGACAUUUGAUCAAGCACCAAUGAUUUCUGGACCCCUUUCAAAUAUUCAAAAGAAAGGGCUUUCCAAGAAGGAACUUGACAGACUUACUUCAAAACACUAUGACUGUGUUAUCUCAGAGGCUACCGAAAAAAUUGAAAAAAUACUCGACACACUUUACUUGCCUGAAAAAGUCAUUUUGUACAUCAAACAAGCAUCAACCCAUUGUAAAAAAAGAUUGAGAAACGUCAAAAUGGAGAUACCUCCUCCCAUUUCCAAUGGAGUGAUUUUAAUUGACCUCACCGCACCAUCUCCCAAACCACCUACUCUCCGCCAAUCUUCACGAGCAAAGGCUGGUGCUCCUCCUUAUUCUGGCUCCCAAAGGCACUCAAAAGGGUUCAGCACCAAACGCAAACUUGUGUGUCAGGACGAGGAAGACAAAUUGGCCAAAGGAGAGCCCCAUGGAACAAAAAGGAUCAUUAUUGAUGAUGAACAUGACAAAAAUCUAGAUGUAACUGCUAUUGAGGAGAAGAACAAUCAGGCUGCAGAAGUUGAUCACGAAAAUAGUCAUAAUGAUGAAAUAAAUAAAAGUCUGGAUAGUAACAAUUUGGUUAUCUCUUCUGAUAGUAUUGAUAUUGAGAUUGAUGCUACUCAAACUCAGAUAAAUAAAGAAGGAUCUACAAUUCCUCCUAUUCCUUCUCAUCAAGUCAAUACUCAAUCACACAUUUUGGACAAUCAAUCUGGCCCUUCUCCUUCAAACCAAGUAGACACAGAACAACAAGUUCCUUCUCCUAAUACAAUUAAACCACCUACUUUGGAUCAAAUGGAGAUUGACAAGCAAAAUGGUCAGACUGAAGAAAUGAAUACAAGUAGUAAUGAUUCAACUAAUCUUGAAACCCACAUCAACAAAUCCCAAUUAAACAAUCCGGCUACCAAACAAACAGCUCCUGCUCCCAUUAACACAACUCAAAUAGAACCUCCAAUUAGCCCAAAUCAAUUGCCUCCCCCCGUUCAUCCAGUCGGUAUGGAAGAAAGCAAAACUCAAUCAUCAAACGUACCACUUCAAUCCAAACUGAACAUGGCCAAUGACAAUACACAAAUAGAUACAGAAAUACCUUUGCAUGAUGUUGUUCACUCAGUUGCCACACUUUCUAUAUCAUAUAAUCAAUCCAAAAACCUUCCACCAUUGUUCUUAACUAACCAAGACAUUUUAUUCAAUUCAUCUCAAUCUUUCCUGUCUCAUCCACAAAGAAUGUGGCCAGCCCAGUACAAGACUGGGCAAGACACUGUGAUCAGUUUGCUUUGA
Molecule: messenger RNA, 1425 nt
Organism: Melampsora larici-populina 98AG31
Lineage: Eukaryota; Fungi; Basidiomycota; Pucciniomycetes; Pucciniales; Melampsoraceae
Exons: 3
Coding region: 1-1425 (474 amino acids)
Source: RefSeq, a predicted model, not a curated record